GUCUUCCUCCCCCUCUUCCCCGCCCGGCCUCCCCCUCCUUCCCCAGCGGGCCCCCUCCCCGCAGGGAUAAUAUGGUCUCCGGCGAUGGACGCCCCAAGUGCAGGAUACGGCUUUGAGUACCUUAUUGAAACAUUAAAUGACAGUUCACAUAAGAAGUUCUUCAAUGUAUCUAAACUUGGAGGCACCAAGUAUGGUAAUGUUGCUUUACAUUUACUUGGGUUUGAUGAGUUUCUAAUAAUUAAAAUGCAUUUCUUGACAUUAUUCUUUAUUUUUAGUGGAAUACCGGCAAUGGUGGAUUUUGCUGCUAUGAGAGAGGCAGUGAAAACUCUUGGAGGUGACCCUAAGAAAGUCCAUCCUGCCUGUCCAACCGAUCUUACAGUUGACCAUUCUUUACAAAUUGACUUCAGUAAAUGUACAAUACAGAAUGCGCCAAAUCCUGGAGGUGGUGACCUGCAGAAAGCAGGAAAGCUCUCUCCACUUAAAGUGCAGCCUAAGAAGCUCCCCUGCAGAGGCCAGACUACCUGCCGAGGAUCAUGUGAUGCUGGAGAACUAGGCCGGAACUCAGGAACAUUUUCUUCACAGAUUGAGAAUACACCCAUCCUGUGUCCUUUUCAUUUGCAACCAGUGCCUGAACCUGAAACAGUGUUAAAAAAUCAAGAAGUAGAAUUUGGCAGAAAUCGAGAGAGGCUUCAAUUUUUCAAGUGGAGUUCAAGAGUUUUUAAGAAUGUAGCUGUAAUCCCUCCUGGAACUGGAAUGGCUCAUCAAGUAAACUUAGAAUAUUUGUCAAGAGUGGUUUUUGAAGAAGAGGAUCUUCUCUUUCCAGACAGUGUAGUUGGCACAGAUUCACAUAUAACCAUGGUGAAUGGUUUGGGAAUUCUGGGAUGGGGGGUUGGAGGCAUUGAAACAGAAGCAGUUAUGCUUGGUCUACCAGUUUCUCUUACUUUACCAGAAGUGGUUGGAUGUGAGUUAACUGGGACAUCAAAUGCCUUUGUUACAUCCAUAGAUGUUGUUCUUGGCGUUACAAAGCACCUCAGGCAAGUAGGAGUGGCUGGAAAGUUUGUUGAGUUUUUUGGAAAUGGAGUUUCACAAUUAUCUAUAGUUGAUCGAACUACAAUAGCAAACAUGUGUCCAGAGUAUGGUGCUAUCCUCAGCUUUUUCCCUGUUGACAAUGUGACAUUAAAACAUUUAGAACAUACAGGUUUUGACAAAGCCAAACUCGAGUCAAUGGAAACAUACCUUAAAGCUGUGAAAUUGUUUCGAAAUGACGAGAAUUCUUCAGGAGAACCUGAAUACUCCCAGGUGAUCCAAAUUAAUCUGAAUUCAAUAGUUCCCUCUGUUAGUGGUCCAAAAAGACCUCAGGAUAGAGUUGCUGUGACAGAUAUGAAAAGUGAUUUCCAGGCUUGCUUAAAAGAAAAGGUUGGAUUUAAAGGCUUCCAAAUUGCAGCUGAAAAGCAAAAUGAUACCGUCUCCAUUCAUUAUGAAGGAAGUGAAUAUAAGCUAUCUCAUGGGUCAGUGGUCAUUGCUGCAGUUAUUAGUUGUACCAAUAAUUGUAAUCCAUCCGUCAUGCUUGCUGCAGGUCUUUUGGCUAAAAAGGCUGUUGAAGCUGGUCUGCAUGUUAAACCUUAUAUAAGAACAAGUUUAUCUCCAGGCAGUGGAAUGGUUACACAUUACCUCAGUUCAAGUGGAGUAUUGCCAUACCUUAGUAAGCUUGGAUUUGAAAUAGUUGGCUAUGGAUGUUCAACAUGUGUGGGAAAUACCGCACCCUUAUCAGAAGCAGUUUUAAAUGCAGUAAAACAGGGUGAUUUGGUUACCUGUGGAGUUUUAUCUGGAAACAAAAAUUUUGAAGGUCGCCUUUGUGAUUGUGUUCGUGCCAAUUAUCUUGCCUCUCCACCCUUAGUGGUAGCUUAUGCCAUAGCAGGCACAGUGAAUAUAGAUUUCCAGACAGAGCCUUUAGGUACUGACCCUGCUGGCAAAAACAUUUACCUGCAUGAUAUUUGGCCUAGUCGAGAAGAAGUUCAUCAGGUAGAAGAAGAAUAUGUUAUACUAUCCAUGUUUAAAACAUUAAAAGAAAAAAUAGAGAUGGGAAAUAAACGAUGGAAUUCCUUAGAAGCACCAGAUUCAGUUUUGUUUCCAUGGGACUUAAAGUCUACUUAUAUCAGAUGUCCUUCAUUUUUUGAUAAACUUACCAAAGAGCCAAUUGCACUCCAGCCUAUUGAAAAUGCCCAUGUCUUACUAUAUUUGGGAGACUCUGUUACGACAGAUCAUAUAUCACCUGCUGGAAGCAUCGCUAGGAAUAGUGCUGCUGCUAAGUAUUUGACAAACAGAGGCCUUACCCCUCGAGAAUUCAACUCUUAUGGAGCCCGAAGAGGAAAUGAUGCUGUGAUGACAAGAGGCACUUUUGCAAAUAUCAAGCUUUUUAAUAAGUUUAUUGGAAAGCCAGCUCCCAAAACAAUUCAUUUUCCAUCAGGACAGAUGCUAGAUGUAUUUGAGGCUGCCGAGCUGUACCAGAAAGAAGGUAUUCCACUGAUUAUUUUAGCAGGAAAAAAAUAUGGUUCGGGAAACUCAAGAGACUGGGCUGCCAAAGGACCAUAUUUGCUGGGUGUAAAAGCUGUUUUGGCUGAAAGUUAUGAAAAAAUACACAAAGAUCAUUUGAUUGGAAUUGGCAUAGCUCCACUACAGUUCCUUCCAGGAGAAAAUGCAGAUUUCUUGGGCCUGUCUGGCAGAGAAACAUUUUCUUUAACAUUUCCUCAAGAGCUGUCUCCUGGGAUUACAUUAAAUAUUCAGACAAGCACUGGAAAAGUGUUCAGCGUGAUUGCUUCAUUUGAAAAUGAUGUGGAAAUAACAUUGUACAAACAUGGAGGAUUAUUAAACUUUGUGGCACGAAAAUUCUCAUAGUAUCUACUCACCAUGGGUACCUUCCAUAACUGGUAACUGCAAAGCCUUUUGUGCUGGACCCAGGAAUCCUUACCAUGGAGCUGCAGAUAGUCCCAGUAUACUCACUUAUCUCCUCCAUGGAUGUAAAUGAUUAUGAAUCAACGUAGUGACUGAAAUGAAAUCUUCUUGAUUUUAAAUAAUAUACGAAUGGUGCUAUUAACAUUGCUAAAAUCAACGUGUGAAGUGUGUUGUGGAAGAGACCUGUAAGUAUGGGGGGGAGAUAUUUUAUCAGACCAUUUUGUAAAUAAAGGCAGAUUUGAACUUGUGUUGAAGAUUCUUAUACAUGUAUGAGUAACCUUCCUGAAGUUGUUUAGUUUUGCACCUAUAAAACUGUGUACUACUGUUUGUUGGUUAAGAGUAGCAGGUUGAAAUAUAAGAAGCCAGAUUAAGACUCUAAAAUGAUUGGUUGGAAUCUGAUUUAUAAAUGGGCUUUUAUUGAUUCCUUUUCAGAAUUGACCUGGACACAUUUGGCUUUUUUAGUUUAUCAUAUAAGCCAGGUUUAUCCUCAGUGUUGGUCUAACUAUAAGUGAUAAAACCUGCCCCAGAUCACAAUCAUUCUGUCUAAUCCAGCCAAAGUUUCCUCCAUAUCCGAAGAUGUACCAUGGCAGAAUAUAGCUAAUUGCGUGGUAGCAUGUCUUAGCAAUGGAAAUACAGUAGAACCUCUGUAAGUUGACUGCCCAAGGGACUCUAAGAAACUGGUCAACAUACAGAGGUGGUCAACAUAAGGAACUAGGCCUAUUGUACAUGUCUGGUAAACGUAAGGAGGUGGCCAAUUAUGGAGGUUCAAUAUGUAUCACAUCUGAUACAGCCCUUAAUUUUUUAGUAAUUUGCCACUGGCAAACUGAUCUCUGGCAAGCUUCAAAUGGCAUAUUAAUUGGGUUAAAAGUAUUUUGCUUGCCCUAUGUAAUACUAUAAUUUCCCAUAACCUACUAUUUUAGAUAUUAUUAACUACAAUUCCACACUCAUUUUAUAGUUGAUGAGGAGAAUUCAUUUAAUCAUUAAACUCUAAACUGAUUUACUCUAGACUUUUAAAUUAUCUACCCUAAAUUGUAUAGGUGCUUAACCGUAGCAUUUUUUAAGUGUUGCUAUUUCUUAAUUAAAUUGAUUUCCUAUCAUUUUGAAUUUUACCUGGGAUGCAUGAUUCUAUUAGUUUUGUUAUAUUACUGUUUUAACCAAAGCUAACUGUAAGGAUAAAACACUUAAGUGUUGCUAUGUCAAUUCCAUAUAGUCUCAGUGUGUGUCUGUCCACCACAUGAAAUGUUUUGUCAAAAAGAUGUUUGGCACCUUUAAAAAGAAAAGUUGAGUAAUUAAUUCCAGAAGGUUCCAUACCUUUUUAAAACUAAGAAGUUAAACUUAGUGGGCUAAAAGUUAAGUGUAGUGAUUUUUUCAAUGUGACCUACUUAAUGUUACUGCAUUUCAGAAUUUGCUUACUUUGCAGAGUAAAGAAUUAUUUGUUUAAAGCUAAAAUGCUGAAACUACCAAACCAGUGGAUGAACACCACUGAGAACUUUGCACAUAAUCAAUCAAUCUUUGAAAAUAUUUUGCAAAUAUGUGCUUAGACAAAAAGAUGGACUAUAGCUUGACAAAGCAAAUUUCCCCUUCAUUUAAAUUUUUUAUAGAUAUUUUCUUGGGUACUUUGAAGUUAUAUUGUGUUUUCAGUAUAUGCUGUAUAUCUGUCAGUGCGUGUGUUUUUAAUUUAUAGGAAAACAUGAGUUAGGGAUGGAGAUCUUAACAAAUUUAAUGUUAAGCUACCUGUGAUGUGCUUUGAAAAAAAAUGGUAAUUCCAGAUGGUAUGUGGGGGGAGAAUCUGUAUUAUUUUGAAGGCAGACUAUAUACCAUGUAUAUAGUCUGUGGGCAGAGGCACAAGCAUUCAUCAUUAACAUCGGAUCCAGGAGACAAUGAGGAACUAGCCAGCUAGCUGGCUAGCUAGCUAUGAAUUUAACAUUUAUAUUUCCUUUCUACCUAGUCUAGUAAUAAUACAAGUAAAUCUUGUAUUUCAGGAACAAAAUCAAGGUUCUCAUUUUUUGCUUAUAUACAGUGAACCAAAUGUUUAAUAAACAUGGUUUUAAAUUGGGAAAGAGUGAUAGACGUAUGUUCCAGUGUGUCUAACUUACAAUUGUGUUUCUAGCCAAAUGCUGUGUUUGCAAAAAUCUGGCAUCUGUUGGGUUUUUUUUUUUUUAUCUACUUGUUGACUAUAUCUAGAUAAUUUUGUGUUACAAAAAAAAAUAAAAAUUUUGUGAAAAGAAAGUGUAAUUGGCACACACACACACAAAAGCUAGUGUUGUGAGAUUAAAGUACAAACUUAAAGGUCAUUACCAACAGCAGCAUUUUAAAGAUCUUUUUAAAACACGAUGCUGCAUAUCAUUGCCAUUUUCAUACCUUUGGCUUUUGCUGCUCCUAUAAAAUAAAAUCCGUGAAAAUGUUAUUCAGCCACUGAAUUGCCAUUAUUACAUCUAAAAAGUUUAUAAGAGGACCGUUGUCCUUAUUUCUGUUUUAUCUCCAUGUUGGUACUUUAAUAUGGGAGGUAUUAAAAUCCCUUUAGUCACAUUGUUCAGUUUUUUGCUGGUAAUCAAACUGCAGUUGUAUUUAAAGGGAAGAAAGUAAAGCUAAGCCAUACAUACAUCAGAAUCACAGUUGAUUGAAUAUAUGGUUACACUGUCGAGUGCAUUUGUCUUCUCUCAGUGAUGAGUGACAGAAUGAGGAGAAAUUUGAGUGAUGUUUUUCUGUGGUUGAAUUAAAAGACACCUUUCUUUUGCCCUUAGGUUUAGAAGAUAACUAAGAUACUGGAUAUUGAGCCUAUCUUAGUUUGAUUUGGAGUAAUAAGGACAGGAGAAGGGGAUGGACUUCGGCUUUUUCAGUGUUUUUUCCCCCCAAAGGGUGAUAGUGUCAAUGUUUAUAUCAAUUAUACACAUAAUAUGUGGCUAUGAAACCAUAUAUCUCAAGUUAUUACAAAUCAUUGUCUAUUAUUUAAAGCCAACCAAACAGUGUAACAGUUUUAAGUUCAAUAAUGUUAAGUAUUGUAUAGAAAUAUAUUGGAGGCAGGUUCAGUUGAUGACAAUUGUGUAUAUGUUACUGAUGCUGUAAAUUAUUUUUAAUAAAGAAAAUUGUAUUAUCACA
Molecule: messenger RNA, 6051 nt
Organism: Otolemur garnettii (small-eared galago)
Lineage: Eukaryota; Metazoa; Chordata; Mammalia; Primates; Galagidae
Gene: IREB2
Product: iron responsive element binding protein 2
Exons: 21
Coding region: 85-2895 (936 amino acids)
Biological process (GO): citrate metabolic process; tricarboxylic acid cycle
Cellular component (GO): mitochondrion; cytosol
Molecular function (GO): aconitate hydratase activity; 4 iron, 4 sulfur cluster binding; iron-responsive element binding
Source: RefSeq, a predicted model, not a curated record